ACAAACCUGGGGGCUCGCUGGUCUUCGCUUCUGUAAUAUUGACGCGUCUACGUCUCAUUAACAUUGAAGACCAUGCCCAGAGCAGCGAGGAACGAAGCCGAGGAGCUGAAUAAAGCCAUCUCACAUACCUUCGGUGAUAUCCCGGGCGUGCCCUUGUUCACCGAGUGGCCGAACAGGGAAGCAUGCAGACAAGAUAGCAUUCAUAUGCCGACAAUGGCUGGGAUUCAGGGCACGAAGAAAGACGGUGCUUACUCCAUUGUCAUAUCCAACCACUACAAGGACGAUAUGGAUUAUGGCAGCGCCAUAAUAUACACUGGUGCAGGUGGCCGCCAAAAGUACUCCAACAAGGACCCAACGAAGAGGAUUCACUUUGGGCCUCAAAUAUACGAUCAAACGUGGGACGACUGGGGCAAUCGAGCACUGCUCAAGUCGAAGCACACGGGGAAACCCGUCCGCGUUAUCAGGACCUCGGACUGCGAGUCGAAAUACGCGCCUUUGACUGGCCUUCGCUAUGACGGGUUGUAUGCCGUUAGAAGUUCGUGGAAGGAGAGGAAUGCGGACCACUUGAUUAUUUGUCGAUACCAGCUGGAGCGUCUCCCCGGCCAAGCCCCUAUACCGAUUCGUGGUGAGCGCCAGCGUCAGACUUUGACGCCCGCGCCGGUCUCUUCUUCCUCCACGCCGGCUGCCGCUUCGUAUCCGGCGCCAGCUCGUUCUUCGGCGUUUGUCGCACCUUUGUCUUCAUCAUUUCGAACUAGUGCAAGCACGAGAUAUCUAAGGCAUGGCCCCAGAAGUGGUCCCCCGCGUGGAGACGCUGAAAGCCCGAAUGAUGAUGAUUAUGAUAUGAACGAAAACGCGGAGGACACAGAAGAGAGGGAGGAAAGCCCCAGGAUAAAGAACGAAGACUUGGAAAGCGAAGCCAUGAAUAUCGAAGGCAACAAUCAAGAGCAAAUCAAAGUCGAACAGGCGGAAAAUAGCGUUCAGCAUCGUAAGCGAAGAAUUUCCUCGGUCUCAUCUGAGCCUGUCAACAAGCUUCAAAGACUGACUCAAGGAAUGAAACGGGAGCUUCACAUCUGAAGAAUCUUCUUGAACUCGAAGAAUUGUACUAUCUAUGACCGAUGCUAUAUACCCCUUGUCUAUAUAUCUUAUCCCUGUUGUAGGAAAUAUGCGAGAAUCUGUGUGCGAUGAGGUAUUAUGUAAAUAUAUGCUGUAUAAAUUGCUAGUAAUGUCGUGAUAUCAUGUAGUCGUGAAACCA
Coniophora puteana RWD-64-598 SS2 is the source of this 1252-nucleotide messenger RNA. RefSeq lists its product as uncharacterized. Lineage: Eukaryota; Fungi; Basidiomycota; Agaricomycetes; Boletales; Coniophoraceae. Gene Ontology annotation, biological process: negative regulation of gene expression via chromosomal CpG island methylation; protein ubiquitination. Gene Ontology annotation, molecular function: ubiquitin protein ligase activity. Bases 73 to 1074 code for a protein of 333 amino acids. The record is from RefSeq and is a predicted model, not a curated record. The transcript has 10 exons.